This is a messenger RNA of Trematomus bernacchii (emerald rockcod), 1705 nucleotides long. RefSeq names its product claudin-4-like. Gene Ontology annotation, cellular component: bicellular tight junction; plasma membrane. NCBI's taxonomy places the organism in Eukaryota, Metazoa, Chordata, Actinopteri, Perciformes, Nototheniidae. The transcript has a single exon. Bases 177 to 809 code for a protein of 210 amino acids. Gene Ontology annotation, biological process: cell adhesion; bicellular tight junction assembly. The record is from RefSeq and is a predicted model, not a curated record. Gene Ontology annotation, molecular function: structural molecule activity.
GAGGAAACCGCGGUAAAACCCUCCUCUGAUUUCUCCCUCAACAACUAAACCUGUAAGUGAGGCAGCCACAUUCAACUUGUCCUUCAAGUGGGCAAUACAAACCUCGACCGGCUCCUUUGUCGGCCUCAUAGAUAAAUAACUCACUCUGCAACACAGUCUUCAGACAGAGCUUCAUCAUGGUGUCUAGUGGAAGACAGAUUUUCGGAUUUAUCCUGGCUAUCAUCGGCUUUUUGGGGAGCAUCGUCAUCUGCGCUCUUCCCACCUGGAAAGUCACAGCCUUCAUCGGUGCCAACAUCGUCACUGCUCAGGUGAUCUGGGAGGGUUUGUGGAUGAACUGUGUGACCCAGAGCACGGGCCAGAUGCAGUGCAAGAUCUAUGACUCCAUGCUGGCUUUGCCUCAAGACCUCCAGGCUUCCAGGGCACUCGUCAUCAUCGCUAUCAUCGCAGGCUUCUUUGGGCUCAUUCUCGGCUUGGCAGGGGGCAAGUGCACCAACUUUAUAGAUGACAAAACGGAAAAGAGCAAAGUGGCCAUCGCUUCAGGAAUCAUCUUUAUCAUCGCAGGGGUCAUGGUGCUGAUCCCCAUCUGCUGGACUGCCAACACCAUCAUUCGUGAUUUCUACAACCCCGUCAUGUCCAACGCUCAGAGGAGGGAGCUGGGGGCCUCGCUGUACCUCGGCUGGGCCUCCGCAGGGCUGCUGAUCCUGGGCGGGGGGCUCCUCUGCAGCUCCUGUCCCCCCAGAGUUGAGAAGGAAUACGAUGUGAAGUACGCCAAGACUCGCUCUGAGCACAGCAGCAAGGCCUACGUUUAGAUCUACAGCAGAAAGCAGAAUUGGGACAAUCUGUUUUAAAGAAAUAGGAGUUUAUAUACGUUUCCCUUUCUGUUUGACCCAUGAAGUUAAGUCAGCCAUCUUGAAUAACAAUGCUCAUAAUGUGUUCCAGUAAAUAUGAUGAGUGUGUGGCCUUAGCAUGGGUUUUUGUCUUUGGACGCAAGUUUAGAAUAUUUGCAGUUUUGUAUUUCACUAUAUGUGAAUACACACCAGUAUUGACACAAUUUUAUACUAUUCAUUUGUCAAAUACUCUCACAUGUGCUCCAUGAUGUGUGAGAUUUAAAAUAUGCCUGCUAUGUAUUAAAUAUUUUCUGUCUAAGACAGAUGUUUUUAACCCCUCUAUCAAACUAGACGAUUGCUGAUUAUGUGACUGAUUCACAAUAUCUGUUUAAGUUAUAAUUGUCUUCAGAUUUUAUCUCUGUAUUAAUGUAUACCGUUAAAAUGUAAGUCAUUUAUAAGACGCAUGAGGUUGAGAAGUGAGCAUGUGAGAGGGUGUUGUUUUUUCAGUUAUGUUGCUAAAUAAAAAGAGACUGAGCCAUAACUGUGUGUGUGUCUGUUUGUAGUAUUAUUUAUUUGUAUUAUCUUGUUGGAGUGAUCCUCUUUGUAAACAUUUGCAUGAUGGAGAGGAAAUAAUAUUACGAAAAAAGGUACAUUUAGUUUGUAAUUACUUUGUUUGUGGAAAUAUUAAUUGACACAAAAAAGAUAUCCCAUAACUUUAUUUUGAGCCUCAUUAGAAGAUGUUCCAUCACAUAGAGACAAGAACACUGAAUGUUAGUAGUCAAAAAGGAGAUUUUUGCUGUUAUAGGAUGUUUGUUUCAACAUCAAUAGGAUGUAUAUGAGUUGAGUAGAUUUUUUUACUUUAGUGUAAUUAAAAUAUU